Molecule: messenger RNA, 788 nt
Organism: Photinus pyralis (common eastern firefly)
Lineage: Eukaryota; Metazoa; Arthropoda; Insecta; Coleoptera; Lampyridae
Product: mpv17-like protein
Exons: 3
Coding region: 162-746 (194 amino acids)
Cellular component (GO): membrane; cytoplasm
Source: RefSeq, a predicted model, not a curated record
AAUGACGUCGGGAAUUCCUACAUUUCGCAACACCUGCCUGGCAGUUAUCAGUAAAAUGAAUCAUAACGCGCGUGCCAAUAAUUGGAAUUGGUUCAAUUUAAAACCACAUUCUCAUUCAGGCUGUGACGUUAUAGUAAGGAGCGCAUUAAGAAAGGUAAACAAUGACGGUCUUCUCGAAAAUCGUACUGUUCACACGACGACAUCCCAUCAUACGAGGCAUGUUAAGCUACGCAGUCUUGUGGCCGACAUCUUGCAUAAUCCAACAAUCUAUCGCAGGAAAACGAUGGAAUAACUACGAUUGGCACCAAGUUGCACGAUUCGGUCUUUACGGUUCUUUUUUUAUAGGCCCUACACUUUACGGUUGGGUCAGAAUUAGCACAAUACUGUGGCCAACAAUCACAGUGAAAACGGCAAUAACAAAGGCUGUGGUAGAGCAACUCACCUAUGGACCAGCAGCUUUAGUUAGUUUUUAUUUUGGAAUGAGUAUGCUUAAUAACAAAACUAUCGACGAAGGUAUACAAGAAAUACGAAUGAAAUUUUGGCCCACCUACAAAGUGGGGGUUUGUGUAUGGCCCGUUCUUCAAACCUUCAAUUUUUUGGUGAUCAAGGAACGCAACCGAGUUCCAUUUGUAAGCAUGUGCAGCUUGGUGUGGGGAUGCUUUCUUUCAUAUAUGGAUAAAGUAUCGCACGAUGUAGAAGAGCAAAGGAUACAUCAAUCGAAUUCGUCUGUUCUACUCUCGAAUUGACGUUUCUGGGGAUUAGAUAAUUAGACAUGUUGUACCUGGAAA